AUGGCCUCGGAGAACGCAACCAACAGCCCCGCUCCUCAUGUUACAACCGCUCCCGUUCUCGAAUAUAUCUGUCUUUUCACCAAAGACCUAAAAAAGAAGCAAAAGAAGUGGCAAGAUGGCCGGCUCAAACUUCACACAUACAACAACAAGGUCAUGGUCUACGACGAGCGGGGUUACAACGUCGGGUACAUGCAUUGGCGACAUGAUUAUGACCUGGCCGAUGGAGAGGAAUUGGAGCUGGAGUCUGGAGGAACAAUAGUUCAGGUGUGCGAGUGCGUUGGGACUCAAGAACAGGAUAUCUCCGGGCUGGUAGACAAGCGGCUGCAAGAGAAGGAACAACGGGCCAUCAAAGUGGCGUCGAGGCUGCAGCAGAGCUCAUCUCUUGGUGGCUCGCGACCGGUAGUUAGACAACCACCCAGCGACCAUUUUCAACUAAGGCAAGUCCCGCUCAACCAGCUACUUGGCACCCCAACUGGCCAUCAUGGUCGAGCUCUGGCCCCGUCAGAAUCGCCUUUUGAACAGCGCCACCGAGCAUCCAACGAUGAAACCCCGAGACCAGCCAAGAGACCUAGACGUGAGCCGUCGCCGCCGGCCAAGUCUGGCUAUGCUCAGAAUCUUUUCGGCACCAAACUGCACCUUUCUUCCCAACCAUCGUCAUCAUUCAGGCAGAGGACGCCACGCCCAACCGCUCCGGCAGCCUCGAAUGCAACGCGGAAACCAACACAGGUUGAACAGCCUACCGAGAAACCAGAACCAGCUACUCGGAAAGAACCCAAGUCACACGCGGUGGUUGAUCUGGUUGAUGAUGGUAGUGAUGAUGAAACUGAAGGGAAGGCUAGCGGUAUCGAUGUUGAGGUGUCUGAAACGGCUACCAGUGCAAAUAUGCAACCUCACCAACUGAGAAAAGCAGAGAAGGCGACGAAGAAGCGCAUGGCUCCUGUGCAGACCUCAGAUAUCGAAGCCACGCCACAUUCCCGGUCUCUGAAUCAGCCAGUGUCCAAGAAACCACGACUAAGAGAGCCAAGGCCACCGAGCUCUCCAGAGAUUGUCGAGUUAGAUUCCCCUCCAGCUGCAGUACCGAAGCCGCCAAAACCAUCGUGGCGGUCACCAAAGGCGGCCAUGCCGAAAACGCGCUGCCCGCCCUCUGAGCCAGAACCUGUUCCAGAACCGGAAACACACCCUCCAGAAUCACUGGAGGAUGAUUGGACAGAGCAGUCAAGGCAAACGACAGCUCUACGGAUCAAGUCACGGAAAAAGCGCGGCUUGAUGAUACUAUCGUCAAACAAUGCUGAGGCCGCGUCAGCUCCCCAAACUCGUGAGGACAGAAAACGCAGCAAAGAGACUGUCAUAAAUCCGCAAGACACAUAUGCUGGAUCACCUGGGGAGCCUGACAGAGAUGUUGCGACAACCAAAACUAGGAAACAGCGCGGAAAGAAGCCGACAGAACAGCAGGCAAGGCUACCUUCUUUAUCUCCUGCCUUGACAGACGGAUCUCGAGUUGUUUCACCGGUGGAACAAACUUGCCUUGACCCAUCACAAAACCAAACCAAACAACGAGGUAAAGUGAGGUCGCAAGCGGACGAAGGAGCAGUGAAUAGCGCAUCGGAGACCAACAGUGUGUCCGAGACUCGCAUUGAGCCUAUUCAAUCUGCCGUCAAAUUACCAAUCGAAAAAGGUGGCAGAAAAGCAAGAACAAGACAAAAAUUGCUUGCCGAGGAAGACUCGGAUUCAAAUGCUGUUUUUGAAAGUCACUCAAAAGGAGUACAAGAUCCAAAGAGCAGGGAUGUCCAUCCAGACGUGGCCGGCCUGCUGUUUGAUGACGAUAGCGACGCCUCAAACGAUUGGGUUCCUCCCCCUCCAACAUGUCAAAACUUGGCGAAGAUCUCCAAGGGUAAAAAGAAGCAAGACACUACAAAGGCAAUCAAAGCCUCAGGCCGUGUCAGAGAAGUUUCCGAGCCUCCAACAGGUCAAAUGCGGUUAGAAAAACUCGGCCGAAAAAGUGUCAAAAGCAGAGAGAUCAUAGGCUGGGUGUUUGAUCAACCGCCUGCCGUUUCUUUCGGGCCGAGACCUGCCCUGCCGCCUAUAGCAUCGCAGCCCUCGCGCAGCCCUUCCCCGAACCCUUUGUCAGAUGUGGUCAUGGAAAACCUAGAUGCUCCCCCUAGGUCACAUCCAGAUAUUGCCAACGAUGUGCCAACAUCGUCCGAACUCGCUCAGUUGAUCGAGACACCAUCUGCCAUCUCUAAAGCAGUACCAGAUCAGAUCAUCGGAAAACUGACAGCAGAUACUCGUCCGGAAACGGUCCCAGAGGUCACAGCGAAAACGACCGCCCUUCCAGGUCAGGAGACAACUUUGGGUGCUGUUGCUAAGAAUGUGGCACCGGUAUCUGCCCCGAAAGCUAUCACCGAGGCUGCCACAAAGACGACUCCUGACCUUGCUCCAGUCAUCAACACGCGGCCACGAAUCGCCAAUCCCGCCACAAGAGGUCGCAAGGCAGCAGUCAGGUCGGAUGCUCAAGGCAAGGUUCCCCAGCACAUCCUGCCGACAGACUCAAACUUGCUACCCCGCAAAGAGGUUUUGCAAGCUCUUGCAACCAUGAUGGCGGCGUCGACCAACGAAGCCGCGGCGCUGUUGCCAUCGCAGAUGGAGCCGCCGCCAGCACAACCAGAAAGGCCAAAGAUCAAAAUGAAGCUGCCUGGGUUUGCACCAGCUGGUGCGUCAGUCGGGGAUGUUUCUGGGCCGUGGACCCGAGAAGCGUACGAUCUGCUUGGGAUGGGAAGGCCUUCACGAUGA
Pyricularia pennisetigena is the source of this 2790-nucleotide messenger RNA. RefSeq lists its product as uncharacterized. The record is from RefSeq and is a predicted model, not a curated record. The coding region runs from base 1 to 2790 and encodes 929 amino acids. Gene Ontology annotation, cellular component: site of double-strand break; nucleus. NCBI's taxonomy places the organism in Eukaryota, Fungi, Ascomycota, Sordariomycetes, Magnaporthales, Pyriculariaceae. Gene Ontology annotation, biological process: double-strand break repair. The transcript has a single exon.